AUGGAGCACCCACCGUCGCCCUCGGAGCGCUCCUCGCGCAACUCCCCCGCUCAGAACCCAGGUUCCAGCACGCUCGGUUAUCGUGCCAGUCCAAGUCGCCCGGCACCACCGCCAGAGCCCACGUCAACAAACACGACAGACGCCCCCAUUCCAGAUGACGAGCAUGGUGCUGACUUACCUAUGAACAUGACCGCGUCAGUUAUGCUAACGGGUCUCCCACGGGACGCUCACCAAGCUCUGGCGGACGUGGAAGCUAUCGAUGCUGGCAAAGUAACUGUCCGCUUUCAACCACUCCCAUCAGCUCCGAUCCUGAAAAAUCGAGUCUUCAAAAUCAGCGCCUCUCAGAAAUUUGAAACCGUAGUCAAAUUUCUGCGUAAGAAGCUCGAUUGCAAAGACACAGAUUCUGUCUUUUGUUACGUCAACAGCGUAUUUGCGCCCGGCCUCGAUGAAGGCGUUGGUGGGCUGUGGAGAGUAUGUGCAAACUGUCCCCGAUUUCACUUCUGCCGAGUCCAGACAAAACGUCCUUACCACACUCACUGCUACUCAUACUAA
Molecule: messenger RNA, 552 nt
Organism: Penicillium macrosclerotiorum
Lineage: Eukaryota; Fungi; Ascomycota; Eurotiomycetes; Eurotiales; Aspergillaceae
Product: ubiquitin-like protein ATG12
Exons: 2
Coding region: 1-552 (183 amino acids)
Biological process (GO): autophagy of mitochondrion; nucleophagy; autophagosome assembly
Cellular component (GO): cytoplasm; phagophore assembly site membrane; Atg12-Atg5-Atg16 complex
Source: RefSeq, a predicted model, not a curated record